This is a messenger RNA of Momordica charantia (bitter melon), 1227 nucleotides long. Lineage: Eukaryota; Viridiplantae; Streptophyta; Magnoliopsida; Cucurbitales; Cucurbitaceae. The record is from RefSeq and is a predicted model, not a curated record.
AUGGCUUUUCGGCGGAACACGAGAGCUCACAACUAUGAGGAUCCGAAUCCUAGGGGUGAGGGAGCAGCGGAUCCAAAUGUUCCCCCGGUAGUUCCUGGAGGGGUAGCACCCCCGGGCCCUCAGGCAGCUCCUCAGGGAGUUCCCGAGGUGAAUCCCCAGGUGGCGUUGCUAGCUGAGGCAUUGCAAGUACUGCUGGAUAAUGCGAAUGGAGCCGGUGGAGCUCAAGUACAGCAGCCUCGCCGGGCACAAAUUCCGGAAGAGGAGGUUCAGUUUAUUAGGGAUUUCAAACGCUUUGGGCCACCCGUUUUCAACGGGGUAAGUGAAAGGCCUACUGCGGCCGAGGAAUGGGUCAGGGAGUUGGAAGCCCUUUAUGUGUAUUUGGGAUGCUCCAACGAUUUCAAGGUCCGGGGAGCAGUGUUUAUGCUUCGGGGAGAAGCAGUAAAUUGGAAUGAAAAACGGUUAGAGUUUCUCCGUCUCACUCAGGGUAGGCUAACUGUGGCCCAAUACGAGAUGAAGUUCACUGAGCCGUCCCGUUUUGGAAUGCAAUAUAUUCCUACUGAGCAAUUAAAGAUUGACAAGUUCAUUGACGGUUUGCGUAGGGAGAUCAAGGGGCUACUUGUUCUCAAGGAACCAACUACAUAUGCAGCGGCAGUCAGAUGUGCGUUGGUUAUGGACAAAUGUCUCGAGCAGCCUCAAUCUCAGCAGGUGAUAGGUUCCAGCUCGGGGGUCAAGAGGAAAUUUGCAUCGUUCUCCUCCAGUCAACGCUCAAGAGGACACCAGCAUCAUGUGCAAAGGCAGACUGCUCCUCCGGUGUGCCCCUCUUGUAAGAAGAGCCAUGUUGGGCCAUGUUGGUUGGGAAAAAGAAUAUGUUUCAAGUGCCAGAAGGAAGGACAUUUCGCAAGGGAGUGUCCGAUGACCGGCUCGAAUACCCAAGCAUUAGGCCAGAAGACCCCUGCGACGGCGGCAGCUCAAGGUGGAACCCAUAGGGCGCGCGUCUUCGCUCUCACCAGGGGGGAUGUUGAGCAUGCCGAGGCGGUGGUCAUAGGGACUGUUUUAGUGCUUAGUAUGCCUGCUUACGCAUUAUUUGACUCUGGAUCUAGUCAUUCUUUCAUUGCUUCUACCUUUGUUCGAGUCUUGCAAUAUAUAAUAUCCAUCCAAACCAUUAAAUUGUAUAAUACAGGUUGUAUUGCAAUGCCAGUUUGUGGCGUUAUUGCUAUAAAAUCAUAA